UCGCUUCGACCGGAUGGGGUCACUCGAGAGCCCCGCGGACUUUGAGAUCGCGACACAACGCGACGUGUACCAGUUGCUUAACUUGACUCUCAGGCUACGCCGAAACAGCGUGCAGCUCUGUCUGGGAUUUAACCCGAAACCAUGCCAGGUUGUCGUCCGAACACAACCGACUAGAAUAUCCAGCUAACUGCGUCAACAGGCACGUGUCUUCAGAGCGUUUGGUGGGACUGACGCGGAAAUGUUUGUGCCUCCAGUGCUCCGGGUGUUUUUGCUCUCUCUAUGUGCUUUUCCAGUUUCAUACCUGGCAAACCGGCUCUCGGCUUUUGAAGAGCCAUCAGCUGUCCUAGGACUUGGUGUGGCUGCAGUGCUGGUGGUAUUCAGCGUUGCGUAUGCCACCGUCAGAUGUGAUGUUCCUGUGGACUGCAUCUUCUAUUUCUUUUCAGUCUGUGCCUUCACAAGUGUUAUAGAUCUUAUUAUCGGCCUGGAACAAGAUGGCUACAUCAGUGGCUUCAUGGAGUUUUACAUGAAUGAGGGGGAGCCCUACUUGCGCACUGCAUAUGGAAUGAUGAUUUGUUACUGGGAUGGCUCUGCACACUACAUCUUGUACUUGCUGAUGGUGAUGAAGAUCUCCAAUGGGCAGAGCUACCGCAACGUGGGCCUUUACUGGCUGGGCUCAUUGUCCAUGAGCAUGAUUGUGUUCCUGCCAGGAAAUGUCCUCGGCAAGUACAGCACGGACAUCCGCCCUGCAUUCCUCCUGAACGUCUUCUUCAUUAUUUUGCCCAUUUGGGCAGGUCUCCGAGUCUUUGAGAACUCCCGCCCGGCCCCUGAGGUGGCCAGUGACAAGAUUGUAGCUGAACAGAAUAAGUUACCUCAUCAGCGCCUGCUGGAUGCCUUGCUGCUAAUCUUCUUGGUAUUUGCCAUCACCUUCACUGUCUUCAGGGGAUUUGUGGCCCUAGAGUGCCCUUUGGAUUCCUGCUUCACCUAUGUGUACCAGUAUGAGCCGUACAUAAAGGAUCCCGUAGCCUACCCCCGUGUGCAGAUGCUGGUUUAUCUCUUCUAUGCACUGCCGUUGCUCUGCUUUUUUGCUUAUGGUUUGCUGGUGCCCGGGUGCACUUGGAUGUUAGACUGGACGUUAAUUUUUGCAGGAGCUGUGGCUCAGGCCCAGUUCUCACACACAGGGGGCUCCCUGCAUAUAAGGACACCCUUCACAUACCGUGUCCCUGAAGAAUCAAUGUGGCCGGUGCUACUGCUCAACCUCCUCUACGUUGUAGGCCCACAGAUUCUGGCCCUGCGUUGUCUGAGACACCCCGAGUUCUUCCUCCGUGUCCCAUCACAAACUGAAAUGGACCUUGACAAGAAACAAAAGUGAGGCUGAAGUGGGCAUCUUGUUUGCACUACUUUUUUUUAAAAAACUUUUUUUUUUUUAUCUGGACAAUUCAAUUACAGUAUAGCUGAAAGGGGAUCCACUGGAAAAUGGCGGGGAAGCCAAUGACUGGAACUGGGAUGAUUGUCAUGAUAAUAAAAGCUGAUUGACAUGGCA
This is a messenger RNA of Polypterus senegalus (gray bichir), 1540 nucleotides long. It is a transcript of the gene tm6sf2b, whose product is annotated as transmembrane 6 superfamily member 2. The transcript has 10 exons. Gene Ontology annotation, cellular component: endoplasmic reticulum-Golgi intermediate compartment membrane; endoplasmic reticulum membrane. The record is from RefSeq and is a predicted model, not a curated record. Bases 239 to 1369 code for a protein of 376 amino acids. NCBI's taxonomy places the organism in Eukaryota, Metazoa, Chordata, Cladistia, Polypteriformes, Polypteridae. Gene Ontology annotation, biological process: regulation of lipid metabolic process; lipid homeostasis.